Daldinia childiae is the source of this 999-nucleotide messenger RNA. Its product is annotated as putative cytoskeleton-associated protein. The transcript is spliced from 2 exons. NCBI's taxonomy places the organism in Eukaryota, Fungi, Ascomycota, Sordariomycetes, Xylariales, Hypoxylaceae. The coding region runs from base 1 to 999 and encodes 332 amino acids. The record is from RefSeq and is a predicted model, not a curated record.
AUGGGGUUCCCCUCCUUUCUUAGAGAUGAGCGGAUUGCUACCGUUGGUCUUGGUCUGGCUACUGUGGGCUUCCUCAUCGGCAUGAGAACAAUUCUAGAACAUUACCGAGAUGAAGCUGAAAUCAAACCAACGCCACCGAAGACCCAGUACAUCACCCAAGAAACUGAAGAUUCUCUCAGAUCAGAGACUUUAGAGAGCCUUCUCGGUCACUAUAACUUUGCAAUACGUGAUACGGCUUUGAAGAUAAUUGCUGGACGAGCUGUAAAUGAUGCCUCUACAAUCUAUAGCCUUCUAUGGGGCAUCACUCGAGAGGACUAUGAUGAACGUAUGGAGGCUUUGAGAGCGCUCGCUUUUGCUAUGGAGGACAAAGAAACUUACCAGGAGCCCUUCAACAUGCUCAAUACUCGAAGAGCAUACAGUGCCCUAGUAAGAUCACUAGAGCUAUCCGUUGACGAUGUAAAACAUGAAAAGCUUGACGACCCUUUGUAUGAUGAAUACUACCUUCGGGACAUUGGCGAGCGGCGCUGUCUCAUGCUGGUUUCUCAGCUAGUUCACAGAUACGGCGUUGACAAAUUAAUCGAGGCCGGUUUUGUUGCGAAGUGGCUGGCAAGGCAACCAUGGGGGGAGGGCGAGGAAGAAAGGCAGAAUAAUUUUGCCAUGUACUUGGAUCGAAGAAAGAAUCGGAUUAGUGAUAUUUGCUUCCACCUAAAAACAACCAAGGCGGGUCGCACUGCCUUACAGAAGGCAAAGUUGACUCCUAAGUCAAGGAGGUCGAAGCGGGACAGGUCGAAUCGCAUUAAAGUUGUUUUAGAAGUCGACAUGAACGAAGACGACCAAGACGAUGCGUUGCAGGCCGAACUUGUUCCUCGAGUGAAUGGCCAGAGUGCUGAAGAGCAGCGAUUACGCAGAAGACAUCGAGAGGCUAUGGUAUUGAAUGACGGGACACACUCACUGGGACGAAGCGAUAUUAUUGAGCGGGAGCACGACUCUAACAGUUAA